Molecule: messenger RNA, 1770 nt
Organism: Gordionus sp. m RMFG-2023
Lineage: Eukaryota; Metazoa; Nematomorpha; Gordioida; Chordodea; Parachordodidae
Product: something about silencing protein 10-like
Exons: 5
Coding region: 12-1697 (561 amino acids)
Biological process (GO): maturation of SSU-rRNA from tricistronic rRNA transcript (SSU-rRNA, 5.8S rRNA, LSU-rRNA)
Cellular component (GO): small-subunit processome; nucleolus
Source: RefSeq, a predicted model, not a curated record
CUUUAUUCGAUAUGGGUAAGAUUAAAAUAUCUAAACCUCGAAAGAAGAAAGUUGUUAAAGAAGAUCUGAAAUUGUCAGAUAAUGAAGACAUUUAUGAUGAUAUUGAUAAAUAUCAUAUAAACAAUGAAAAAAAUAUAAACAUUGACCAAGAUCUAAGUCAGGAAGAAAAUGAUACAAUAAAUGAAUCUCUAUUCCCUAUAGAAUCCUCUGAGAAUGAAGAUGACGAAAAUGAGUUGUUACGGAAAGACUUUAACAAAGUUCUAGAAGAAGGUGACAGUGAUAAAGAUGAAGAAUCGGAAUCCGAAGAAAUUACUAGAGAUAACUGGGGAACAUCCAAAUCAAUAUAUUAUAAUUCAGAUUCCGCUUCUCUCAAAGCUGACCAAAAACGAGGUCUAAAAGGUCCAAAGUUAUCCAAAAUCGAGAAAGAAUUGGAACAAAAAGAACUAUUGAGGAUGGAGGAAGAAGAAGCACUAAUAUUACAAAAGCAAAUGAUGGAAGAGCUAAAGGACGAAGAUUUCGGUUUGGAUUUUAUCAACGAAAUGGCCCAAAAAUUUAACGACACAAAUUCUGCGGCGGAUACUGAUUUGUCUAGCAAAGACUUUGCUGACAAUAUUUCUAACCAAAAUACAACUUAUUUACCAAGAGACUUGUCCAACAUGAAUAACAAAGAAAAGAUUUUGUUACUUAAGAAGGAAUCGCCAGAAUUUUUACCCUGGACUAAAGAGGCCUUGCAAUUUUUCAAACUAUUGUCUUCCGUUCUUCAUCCCGUGUUGCGUUGUUAUUACAUAUACAAGGCGUCAACGGAUUACGGAAAUGUAUGCAAAACCAGUGCGGCUGAUCAAGACAUAGCCACAUUAGAAUCAUUAUUUUCGAAUAUAAACCCCCAAAUAAUUAAAUAUCUAUCCCUCAAACGACAUCUUGUCUCUUUGUACCUUGUUAACUUUACCUACUACCUAUACCACAAAUCUUUGAGCCCAAAGACCGCUUCUGACACUCCACAACUAAACGUUUACACCCAUCCCGUAAUGAUUCGUUUGAGGUCUUACAAAAAACUCAUAGAGACAUUGGAUAAGAAAAUUGAUUCCUCCAAUCCAACCCUGCAAGAUGACAUACAAAAUUUAGCAACUUCUUUACCAUCAUCCAUUACUAAAAAUCCAAGGAUCGAUGUCAAAGUCCAUGACAAAUCGGCCAAAGUUACGAUUGAUGAUGUAUCAGCGAACAUUCUUGGUUACCAUCCUAGUCAAUAUCACAAAGUUCUCGAUUUGUCAGAGUCCCUAAGGCCUACUUCACUCAAAACUAUUAGUUCUCCUGGACCCACUUCCAUCCAGAACCGGGAACCAUUUAAAUUAAACAAAGGUAAGGACUCUUACUUUAACACGAAAAAUCAACGUAAGCAAGCGAAAUCUGUCAAAUUCAAGGAGGAAAAUCGUACGACUGAUAUUUACAACUCUUUUCCGGCGGAAGUCGAUAUGGACGGUAAACGCCCUAUCAAUUAUGAAAUGGCUAAAAACAAGGGGCUCACUCCUAAACGCAAAAAAGAGUAUAAGAAUCCUCGAGUUAAACAUAAGAUUCGAUAUAGGAAAGCAUUGAUAAAGCGGAAGAGUCAAGUUAGAAUACCCAAGAGAGAGAUAAAUAAAUACGCUGGGGAAUUAACUGGCAUCAAGAUCGGCUUGAAGCGGAGCAUAAAGAUUCGUUAAGAAAUUUUUUUUUGUCUAAAUAAUUUGUGAAUGAAGGAGAUAAAAUAUGUAAAUAAAUAAAAGUUUAUUUAAA